AUGGCAAACCUGUAUGAAAAAAUUAUAAAUAAGCUCUUAGAUUGUAAUAAUAGCAGUCCAAUUAGUGACCCCAUCACCGCCCCUAAUGAUCCAUUACAAGAUUACAAAACUCAAACUGCUAUUACUCAUCAAUUUCUUUGCCAAUUCAAAAGAAUGGGACAUAGAAAAGCUCAAUUAUA
Molecule: messenger RNA, 179 nt
Organism: Dentiscutata erythropus
Lineage: Eukaryota; Fungi; Glomeromycota; Glomeromycetes; Diversisporales; Gigasporaceae
Source: the annotation of a GenBank genome assembly